Acanthaster planci (crown-of-thorns starfish) is the source of this 4094-nucleotide messenger RNA. RefSeq lists its product as uncharacterized. The record is from RefSeq and is a predicted model, not a curated record. Gene Ontology annotation, biological process: cellular response to lipopolysaccharide; negative regulation of T cell proliferation; T cell costimulation. NCBI's taxonomy places the organism in Eukaryota, Metazoa, Echinodermata, Asteroidea, Valvatida, Acanthasteridae. Gene Ontology annotation, cellular component: external side of plasma membrane.
CCCUUGCACGGAGAGCCUUAACACCUACUGCAACCAUGGAGAAAUAAAACCAUGCUGCAACAAAUUGUCUCUUGGAGUCCACAUUUUAUUACUUAAGUUGGGUGAUACGUCUUUAUUAAUCCUCGAGUGUAAAUUACUAAUUUAUAAACAAUGUCUCUUUGAUAAUCAGUGCGUUUUAUGAAUGGCGGAGCAAUAUAUUUACUCACGGCUUUGUGGCUGUGGGCGUUGGGUGUUAUCAAACUCUCCAGAGUGCGGUCUUUUGUUACUACUGCGAACUGAGCAACACACAGCCAUGGACUUUUCGAAUUUCUUUGUGGUGUUGGUCGUCGUAAUCCUUGCGGUCAUUGGACCUCAACCUUGGCCCGCCAAGUCUCUUGACCAAACAAGAAGUGAGACGUACGAAGCACCGAUGCGAGUGACUAAAAAGACGGUUUACCUACAGAGUGGCCGUGCCUACCACCUGUCAUGUCCAGCCCUAUCACAAGGCAAUACCGUGUCAGUCAUCAGCUGGUACCGAGGACAGAGUUGGGAUGUUUCCUCGCGAAAAAACAUUCUCUGGCGCAUUUAUCGCGGUGAUGGCCAGAACUCUACAGACGGAGACCGAUACCAGAUUUCACCAGUCUACGGAAUCAUAAUUGAUCCAGUGUAUGUGAAUUACACUGGUAGGUACUGGUGUAGAGUGAUGUGUUAUAGUUCUACCGCCACAAUCUCCGAAGACUAUCUGGAUGUUUUUGUAUUAGAAAAGACAUUUCCUGAUAACGAGUCGAUCGUUAAUGAGACGGCCACAUCGAUGGACAUCCAGGGUCGUAACACGAUCAACUGCUCACUUCUGCCUCAGCUGCAAACCCCGACAGACUUAAUAACAGUGUACUGGACAAUCAAAACAUCAGAUGGUCCAAGUCUGGACAUCAUUGUCGCCAAGUUUCCUGAUGGAGUGAUCAAGUCAGCUCUGGAAUAUGAUCAGACACAUAGCCUGACUGACAAGGAUGUGUUAAAAGUGCAUAGAUUCUCCAAACGACAAGAGACGUACUGCUGCCAUGUGUUUGAACAAGGAAGGGACCUAAAGACAGCUUGUGUUGAUGUAACUUGGUUGGCUCUGGCGACCGAGAAGUGUCCAGCCAUCGAAGGUUUUGAGCCAACAAAUGAUGACUGUGCUGUUAAUGUGGCACCGCAUGAAAAGUAUCAGAGAUUUGAUUGCUCUAUAAGUGCGGUCUACCCAAAGCCAGCCCUCAACUGGUCCUUCUCAGACUGUAUGGGGACCCCAACAUUCUUCACAAAAUCAAUAACCACCGAGAACCAGACCACUAAAACUUUGAGCGUGAAGUCCUCAAUUUACAUUGUCGAUUUCGAGCCAUCACUAUAUGGUUGUCGUUUCAAGUGUACCGCCGGUGGUCAGGCCAUUACAGAUCAAACAAGCUCAUCUGUUGUUACUUUUAGUGUUACAAGUGGCACAGAAGCUCCGACCCUUUCACCUGUCUCUCCUAAUGAGAAUUCCUGCAUUUGCGACUGCUCUUUUGUGGUAGCAGUGAUUUUAGUGCUUUUCGUCGUCCUGUUGAUUUAUCCCAAAAGCAAUGCGUUUAUUCAACGCAUAUUAGAUAAGAUCCGAACAGCUGGUCGCUGUAUUUUUCAAAAGGUCCGUAUGCACUGUCGUGUAGACGAAGGAAUAACUCAAGAGGAGGAAUAUCAGGCUGGUGGGGGAAAUCAUACAACAGUGGAUAUACACCUAGAAGAUGCGGAAACCGAUGACGCCAGUAUAGCAGAGGAAGAGUUCCAAGUGGAUGGGGGAAAGACGAACGCCAUUAUGACAGGUUUGGAAGGAGAACCCAUGCUGAGGAAAAUCAUUCCCUCUGGCAGCGUCGUGCACACAACAAAAGGACUCUGAAUUAAAGGAGACGUUCAAGGGAACCCUUAAUCUGAGGCUGCACAGAACAAGAGAAGUGUGAAUAUUCGAGGAUCAAAAACGUUAUCUGCAUGUACAUUAGUGACGCAGGAGUCAUUGAUGUGACGGGCUGGAGAUACUUAAGACGCUUGAGCCUAAAAAGGCGCAAUCCAGGACGUUAUUAUCUUUUAACAAUGUGGAAUAAGAUCACCCAGCGUUUUAGCAAAAGUUCUGUUUUUCUAAUUACUUUGUUCUGCUUUUGUUUUGACUUUUUUUCUCAUUUAUGUUUCUCUAUGCAUUUUGUUUCAUUAAUUCACUUCAAGUAAAAGUAGUAGAGUGAAAGCAUUACUAUGGCAGUAACGAUACAACCCGGAAGUAUCUAGAGCAUGUCAUAGUGUAUUCUGUGAUUCAGUUGUAGCUUACUUCUGUGUUUUUGUUGAAUUACAUUACUAUAUAUAACUUACGCAAAACUGAGAAAUUGAGAAUUGAAAAGAUGCUUGGAAUUAUGAAGUGACUCUUUAUUUCUGUAUUUUCCGACAAUGUGGAGGGCGCAGGGCACAGAGGUCUUAAUCCUCGCUAUUUACAUGUGUUAAAAAGCAAUCUCUGACGUGCAUGCUGAUCUAGUGAUAUUCGCGCAGGCAUAUUCGCAAUCAAGCAGUGUGCACUUUCAUGUCUUGAAUGAAAAUUAAAAUAAUGAGGGGUACACGAAAACGUGUAUUGGUCAUGCUCGGAACUGUGGCCCAGUUUGAUUCUGCAAAUAUAAGCCUACUUAGCAAUUUCCUUCAAACUUUAUAUGCAGCCUGGCCCCCAACAAUUAAGUUCUGCUUGUCUCGCACCAUGUUGAAAUACGAAACCACCAAGCUUUAACAUCUAGCCGCCAAGCUAAAACGUUUGACUGCACUAGGUAUAUGUAAAUUCAAUACUGCAACCUACACAAUAUCUUAACGAACAUUACUGUCUACAAAUAUCAAUAUUAAAAUGCUUUCAUUAACACUAACCUAAGUCCAGUGAAGGCAAAAACGGAAAACUAAUAAAUCGGAAAGGCCAUAACUUUUGCUUUAAAAAACACCGAGGCCUCGACCCCAAACUACAUGUAUACCCAUUUUAUUUUUAUCACUAGUAAGCGAUAAUUUAAACAAGUAGAACAAAGGAGUGUCAAAUUGUUUUGAUAUCUGCAGUGUCACUUUCGAUUUAUUAGUCAGUUGCAGCAAUGCAAAUCAAUUCAUUUUGCUUGCAUUCGCUGCACUCGGGCAUUGAUCAAACAAGUUUCUGGACCAAGAUGGAGGUUAUGUGGGUGUUGAUUAUUGUGCUUUCAGGACAGGUGCUAGGUAAGCACUUUUUUAAUUGCGCUUACUAAGUACUGAUGCUUUUGAGCUGAGGAACUUUAUUACUUUGUCUACAUGCAUGUGCUGCAACCUAGUAUUAUUUUGCCAUUAUCAGAAAAAAACAAGCAUGAUCUCCAAAGCAAGCCGCACUAUUUGCGCGCACUCUGUGUGACAAAAUACUGGCCCACAAGAUACAUGGCAGCCAUGGAAACCCGUUGGGUUGGGAAUUCUCACCCAAUGGAUGGUGGGAAGCAUAGCACUAUGAUUACAGUAAUCCUUCUGUAAGUCGAUUUGUCUAGUUAAAUAAUUCCAAGAAUUCAGGUCCAUUGAAGUGUUUAUUGCUUUGCACAUAACUGUUUAUUAGCAUGGCUUAUAACAACUGUACAAAAACUCCUUACUUAGUGUUUCAUUUAAUGUAUUACUGAUGUGUUCAGUCUAGAAUGGACCAAAUAUUUUAGCCUAUGCAUUAAGCAAAUUUACAAUAUGUCCCUAGGUACUAAUAAAAACAAUGUACAAAUGUCUGCCCACAAAAGUAGUUUGCUUCCUUUUGAGGGGCAGUAGGAAUAGCAUUAGGUGACCUGAGGUUGCAUAUCGAACAAAGGUAUCAAGCAUAUGCAAAGAUGUGUUUUGAAGGGUCAAAAUCCUUGAUUGUUAUAUUGAAACUUUGUCCAAUGUUAUUCAUGUGCAUACUGUUGUUUGUUUACUGAAUAUUGGAUUCUUUGUAUUACUCAUGACAUUUCUAACUGGAACACACAACUAGAAGUGUAUCUGAUGUCCAUUGGCUCUUAUUGUGUGAAAUCUGUGGAGAUAGACACUGGACAGCAAAAGAAACUAGCCACUCCUGUCAAAAGCCACACACACACACACACACAGCCAUUCAGUAACCAAGU